UAAUUAAAGAAUUUAAUUAAUGGAGGAAUCAAAAUUAAGAAUUGCUAUCAUCAAUAAAGAUAGAUGUAAACCAUAGCGUUGUGCUUUGGAAUGCAAGAAGAAUUGUCCAAUAAAUAAGAGUGAGAAACUGUGUAUUGAGGUUACAAAGUAAAGUAAACUAUGUACAAUAAAUGAACCAUUAUGCAUUGGAUGUGCAAUAUGUGUUAAGAAAUGUCCAUUUAAAGCAAUUAUGAUUAUAAACUUACCAAAAGAUUUAUCAAGAGAAUUGACUCAUUAAUAUGGAGCAAAUUCUUUCAAAUUACAUAGAUUACCUACACCUAGACCAGGUUAAGUAUUAGGAUUGGUUGGAACAAAUGGUAUAGGGAAAUCAACAGCAUUAUAAAUUCUAAGUGGUAAGGUGCAACCAAAUUUGGGAUUAUAUAAAGAGCCGCCUUCAGUUGAAUAGAUUUUAAAAUACUUUAGAGGAAGUGAAUUAUAAAGUUAUUUAUAAAAAGUAUUUGAAGGAAAGGUUAAAGCAGUGAUUAAACCUUAAUAUGUCGAUUCAAUUGGUAAGGCAGUAAAAGGAAAAGUUGGUGAAGUAAUAAAGAAUAAAGAUAAAUUGAAUAGAGCAGAUUAAUUAUUAAAAGACUUGGAAUUAAAUCAUUUAUUAGAUAGAGAAAUAGGAAUGUUAUCUGGAGGUGAAUUAUAAAGAUUUGCUAUAUUGAUGGCAUGCAUAUCAGAAAGUGAUUGUUUAAUGCUUGAUGAACCAACAUCUUAUUUAGAUAUAAAGUAGAGAGUAGUAGCAUCAAGAAUUAUUAGAAAUUAAGUGAGAGAUAAUAAUUAUUUAAUUGUAGUGGAACAUGAUUUAUCUAUUUUAGAUUAUCUAUCAGAUUUUAUAUGUUGUUUAUAUGGUGAACAAACAGCUUAUGGAAUAGUUACUAUGCCUUUUUCAGUAAGAGAAGGUAUUAAUAUCUUUUUAGCUGGAUUUGUACCAACAGAGAAUAUGAGAUUUAGAGAUUAUGAAUUAAAUUUUAAGAUUUCGGAUAAUUUAGAUAUGUUAGAAAAUCAAAAAUAAAAGAAAAAUUAUUAAUAUCCUGAUAUGAAAAAAGUAUAAGGGGAAUUUUCAUUGUAAAUAAAAGCAGGAGGUUUUAAUAAUUCAGAAAUUGUUGUUUUAUUAGGAGAAAAUGGUACAGGAAAAACUACAUUUAUAAAGAUGUUAGCAGGAAAAGAUAAAGAUGCUGUUGAUAUUCCAAAAUUAAGUGUAAGUUAUAAACCAUAAAUGAUUGCACCUACAUUUGAUGGAACUGUUUAAGAAUUAUUUAGAGUUAAAUUAUAGGAUAGUCAUAGAAAUCCAUAAUUUUAAACUGAUGUUUAUAAACCAUUAAGGAUUGAAGAUUUAGAAGAUAAUGAAGUAAAGAAGUUAUCAGGAGGAGAAUUAUAAAGAGUUGCAUUAAUUCUUGCUUUAGGAAAACCAGCUGAAGUCUAUUUAUUAGAUGAACCAUCAGCUUAUUUAGAUGCAGAAUAAAGAGUUGCUACAUCUAAAUUAAUUAAAAGAUACAUCAUGAAUACUAAAAGAGCAGGAUUUGUUGUCGAACAUGAUUUUAUUAUGGCUACUUAUUUAGCAGAUAAGUAAUCAUUAUACAUAUUUCUCAAGAGUUGUUGUUUAUGAUGGAGUCCCAGGAAAAGCCUGUGUUGCUAAUGCUCCAGAAGAUUUAUUAUCAGGAAUGAAUAAAUUCUUAAAUGUACUUAAUAUCACAUUUAGAAGAGGUAUAUAUAUAUAUUUUAUAUAUUCUUUUAAGAUCCUACAAACUUUAGACCUAGAAUCAAUAAAAUGGAUUCACUCUUAGAUAGAGAAUAGAAAUAAAGUGGUAACUAUUUCUGUUUAGAUGAAUGAAAAUUGUUAUUAAAUUUAAAUCAAUUAUAAUUAUAUUCUU
Messenger RNA from Paramecium sonneborni, 1913 nucleotides. NCBI's taxonomy places the organism in Eukaryota, Ciliophora, Oligohymenophorea, Peniculida, Parameciidae. The record is from the annotation of a GenBank genome assembly.